AUGAACUCUUUCGAUUCUAUUGGUCAAAAAUUUUCAGAUAGUGAAACAUCAAGAGCAGCAUUACUUUCAUCAUCGGCUGAUAAUAUGAAAGAGGUCAAAGAAAAUCCAAAAUUUAAACAACGAAAAAGUCGUUUUUAUCUCAUCAUUGGAUUUUUGGUGUUAGCUAUUCUUUUGGCUUCAACUUUUACAUUCAUUUUUACUUUUGUUAUUAAAAAAAAUCCCUCACAAAAUACUACAAACAUGACUACGUCUAAAAAUACGGCAACGUCUAUAAGUAUGGCAACGUCUACAACCAUGACAACGCCUGAUACAGAAUCAUUACCACAGGAUAAAACUGAGCAACAAAAAAGCUUGACAACAUGUCGAUGUUCAUUUCUUUUAGGUUGUCCCAUUGUAUUUAGUCGAUCUAGCUGGAAUGCACGUCCGUAUAGAAGUCGUCGGAAUUUAACAACAUCACCAGUUAGACAUAUUGUUGUACUCGAACCAAAACCUUCGAAUUUAAUUACGAAUCAACAAGAUUGUAUUAGAGAAAUAAAAGGAUUUCAAGAUUAUCACAUGGGUGAACCACGAAAUUGGGAUGACAUUGCUUAUAAUUUUAUGCUGUGUAAUGAUAAUGAUGACCAACAACAAAUUUAUAUAGGCAGAGGAUGGACAUAUGCUGGUGCACAUUGUAAAGGUUAUAAUGAAAGAUCGUUGGGUAUUGGCGUUAUUGGCAAUUAUACCAGUAUAAAAUCUUUAAACGUAUUUAAAUCAUUAAUUCAAUGUGGCAUUAUGAAAAAUGACAUUUUAAGAAAUUUUACACUUGUUCGACAUAAUCUUUCAAAAGAUAUUUACGAAUAUUAUUUGCAAUACUUUAGAAAUGAUACGAAGCUUCAAUAUACCAAUCAAGCCAGUAAUCAAACAGUUUUUUGUGAAUAA
Messenger RNA from Rotaria sp. Silwood2, 918 nucleotides. Lineage: Eukaryota; Metazoa; Rotifera; Eurotatoria; Philodinida; Philodinidae. The record is from the annotation of a GenBank genome assembly.